Messenger RNA from [Candida] anglica, 2190 nucleotides. NCBI's taxonomy places the organism in Eukaryota, Fungi, Ascomycota, Pichiomycetes, Serinales, Debaryomycetaceae. The record is from the annotation of a GenBank genome assembly.
AUGCCCAAGGGGAAACGAAGUAGAACCCGUUCUGGGUGUCUAACUUGUAGAGAUCGACAUAUGAAAUGUGAUGAACAACAACCAGUUUGUAAGAAUUGUCUUCGAUCAAAUAGAAAGUGUUACCGAGGGAUUCGAUUAAACUUUGCCCAAUACACAAUGUAUGAUCCAGAUAGUCUUGAAGAAGCAACUGGUCGCAAAAAAAGUGAAAUUGGACUUGAUAAACAAUUAUCCAACAAGUCAUAUCAUAUUAUAGAUCUGUCGAUAACAAUAGCAUCAUUAUUCAAAAACGGCCGUGCUCCGUAUACGCCAUAUAUUGGCCUUCAUACCACGGAAGAGCUCCAAGAAGCUGAAUUACAUUACCAACAUGAUAUGAAGAUUGCUGCACAACCAGACCAAGCGGUAGUUUUGGAUAGACGGACAAGUUCGUCUUCGGCCACGGAUGAUGCACUUCAUCUUAAAUCGGAUGACCCAAUCUAUAAAAGACGCGCUGGAAGUUCUUCACUUGGAGGACUAAACCAAGAUAUAAUUAGCGCCAAGCGUUCAUCAUCAAGGAAAUCAGGGAGAUCGUCUAUUGGGUCUGAUAUCGGACUUGAUACAAAUUCAGGAAAUAUCACAAAUCCUAUUAUCACGUCAUCCAUUGUUGCCACUGGCAUUCACUCUACCACAACUUCCUCUUCCAACAUAACAAGUUCUACCAGCACCACAAUCACCACCACCACAAUAGAACCGAUCCACCCUUACAAUGAUGACCUCAAGACUUUCAUACAUUUACUUCAAGACCAGAAGUAUUAUUGGCUUCUUGAUAUGUUUAAUGAAUUGAGUAUUUGGAAACUGUUUAUUCCUUCAUAUUGUAAUCGUUUAGGUGAACGAGACCCCACCGCAGGCGGUGAUGGAAACAGACCAAUUAAAUCUGGUAGUAUUGAUCAAUUAACAUCUACACUUUUAAUUAAAUGUCUUCUUUGUUGUUCACAUCAAGGAGCGAUUAAAGGUGUGAAAUCUCCUUCUUCUCCUUCUUCUCCCCCCACAUCCAAAUCAUAUUCCUCAGAUUAUCCGAAUCAUAUUAUUGAUGAACAAUAUCAAUUUUGGGUUAUGGUACAGGAUGACGAUCUGUUAAAAGGUUUACUUCAUACAGCCAUCAGUAUUGUAUUGGUAAUGGUUGGAGUAUUGGUCAGGAUAUGCAGAAUGGACCUAGAUCACAAUGAGACCGAUGACCAUGGAGCUGACACUCGUCCUAUAGAAGGGGCCACUUUUGAUAAACAUACACAGAAGAACAAACAAGGUAACAAAAUAAUCGCAUUACAGAAAAUUUUCUAUCAACAAAUUGAAUUGUUUAACAAAUUGAUCAUCAAGUUAAACCCUACUCUUACACUUUCAGGGAAAAAUACAUUUGAACAUGUUUUAUUCAUAUCCGUACUUCAUCUGGUUGUGAUCCUCAAAUUUAUUCUUCAUCAACUUCUUGAAACUCAACAAUUUCUGAAAUUAAAUACUUUUGAAAUUGAUUUAUUACUCUCUCCUAAAAAGUAUGAAUAUACUCAACUUCUGAUUCAGAAAGAUGAACCAAAAUCCGAGGAAGAAUUUUCUGAUACAGGGUUAGAAAGACCGAGACGAAGAGGUCGUACUGGGUCCACCGGUGUCAAUGUCAGUGUUAGUGCAAGUGUAAGCUCCAUCGGAACCAGUGCUAGUGGGAGUAGUAGUGUCAGUGGACAAGUAUCAAAUGCUCCAUCAGUUGGAUCAUCUGAGACCGCAAGUACUGAAAAUAGUAAUUAUGGGGGUAAAGUGUCUGAACUUAAUCCUACCACUAUUGGCCCAUCGUACAAAUCAGAAUCGUUCAAGUUACGAAAUCAUUUUUGGUCUCUUAUUAAAAUGGAUCAUAUCAAUCGGUUUAAGGAUAACACGUUCCCUGUACAAGAUCAUCUGUUCAUUUAUUCAUCAACAAUGCAAAUAAGAUUACCAAAUGAAAGUACACACCCACAAAAGGAUACAUUGCUUCUGGUACUUCCAAAUGACAGAGCUAUUGUCAUCAACUUAACUCGGGAAUAUAUGAAAAAAAUUGUCAAUAAGGACGAUAAAAAUGUCAUUAACUUGGCUAAUGCAAAGAUUAAUGGGAUUUUUCAUACAAUUAAAUUAUCAUUAACUGAUGAUGAGGUGAAACGUCAAUGGAAAUCGAUUUUUUCGUGGGUGAAACGCUAA